GACCAGUUGGAGGCGCUAAUUCUGUAAGUGUGGUUCUCCAACCCCAGUAAAGAGAAGAAGAUAUAAGCUCUCAUUCUGAUCAACAGUGCAUGGCUCCGUCCAGAUCUUCAAAGGUUACCGGCUGUCCGAAAACUGAGGAGCUGCUAAAGACAAACCCAUCAGAGCUUCAUCAGAGCUGCAGGAGGAGCAGGAGCUGCUGCAGACUUUUUUCUUCCCCCGGAAAUGAAUGGUGAAUUUAAAUUUACCUCUGUGGACACAUGAAGGAAUUCUACCAUCAGAGAGGAAUAUCAGGAGAGAUUAAAUGGCGUCCAGAAGAAGCUCCAGCACUCAACAAGCAUCAUCCGGUACUCUCUGCGCUGACACAUCUCGGGGACAAGUGAAGACCAGUCCUGGAAAGAAGAGAACGCCGCCCUGCUCGGUGUGUGGGAAGAGAUUUUCCCAGCAGAAUUAUCUUCAAAGACACCAGCGGCUUCACACCGGAGAGAAGCCGUAUCAGUGCUCCGAGUGCGGGAAGAGUUUUAGGGAGCAGUGCCACCUCAGAACACACCAGCGCAUCCACACCGGAGAGAAACCGUAUCACUGCUCCGAGUGCGGCAAGAGCUUUAAUCAGUGGAACGGCCUCCAACGACACCAGCGCAUUCACACCGGAGAGAAACCGUUCCAGUGCUCCGAGUGUGGAAAGAGCUUCAAUGCACUGAAUCAUCUCAGACGACACCAGCUGAUCCACACCGGAGAGAAAAAGCACCACUGCUCAGAGUGCGGCAAGAGGUUUACGCUGCUGACUCAUCUCCAACGGCACCAGCGCACCCACACCGGAGAGAGACCGUAUCAGUGCUCCGAGUGUGGGCGGAGCUUUAAUCUUCAGAGUCACCUACGAACACACCAGCGCAUUCACACCGGAGAGAAACCGUAUUACUGCUCGGAGUGUGGGCGGAGCUUAAUCUAUAACUCGGCGUCGAAACUGUGCCGCGUCCGCCAUGUUGGAGAGAGAACUUACCCCUGCUCAGAGUGCGGGAGAAGCUUCAAUCAUCGAGGCCACCUGAAACAACACCAGCGCAUUCACACCGGAGAGAAACCGUUUCAGUGCUCGGAAUGUGGGAGGAGCUUCAAUCAUCCGAGCAGUCUCCAAACCCACCAGCGCGUUCACACCGGCGAGAAACCGUAUCAGUGCUCGGAGUGCGGCAACAGUUUUAACAGUCAGAACAAUCUCCAACGACACCAGCGCAUCCACACCGGAGAGAAGCCGCACGACUGCUCGGAGUGUGGGAAGAGCUUCACCCAGCGAGCUCACCUGAAACAGCACCAGCGCACUCACACCGGAGAGAAGCCGUAUCGGUGCUCGGAGUGCGGAAAGAGCUUCACCCAGAACAGUAAUCUGAGAACACACCAGCGCACCCACACCGGUGAAAAGCCGUACGACUGCUCGGAGUGCGGACACAGUUUUGGUGACAGAUGCGCUCUCCAAAGACACCAGCAGAUCCACACCGGAGAGAAACCGUAUUUCUGCUCAGACUGUGGGCGGAGCUUCAGACAUUCAAGCACUUUGAAGACACACAAGAGGAUUCACCACUGCUCAGAGUGCGGGAAGAGUUUUAGAGACACGUGUACCCUCAAAACGCACCAGCGCGUUCACACAGGAGAGAAACCGUAUCGCUGCUCAGAGUGCGGAAAGAGUUUUACUCAGCGAGGUCACCUGCAACAACACCAGCGCAUUCACACCGGAGAGAAACCAUAUCAGUGCUCGGCGUGCGGGAGGAGCUUCAAUCAUCCGAGUAGUCUGCAAAUGCACGAGCGCAUUCACACCGGGGAGAAACCAUACGACUGCUCAGAGUGCGGGAACAGUUUUAAUAAUCAGAAUAGUCUCCAACGACACCAGCGCAUUCACACCGGAGAGAAACCGUAUGAGUGCUCAGAGUGUGGGAAGAGGUUUAGAACCAAAGGUACUCUCCAAACACACCAGCGCAUUCACACCGGAGAGAAACCGUAUUUCUGCUCAGAGUGCGGCAAGAGUUUUAAUCAGAACAGUAAUCUGCGGACACACCAGCGCAUCCACACCGGAGAAAAGCCGUACGACUGCUCAGAGUGUGGACACAGUUUUGGUGACCGGUGCGCCCUCCAGAGACACCAGCAGAUCCACACUGGAGAGAAACAGUAUUACUGCGCAGAGUGUGGACGAAGCUUCAGGCAUAUGAGUUCUUUAAAGACACACAAGUGCAUUAAGAUCACUGAGGGUGAUUUUCAAAGCAAUGACUUUCAUAUUUAUUACUUUUAGGUUAACUGUAAUUUGUGGUUUUAAGUGUUUUCUGAUGAGCCCUGUUGCUAAUAUUCUAAGAAAAAGAGGUCUUGACUUGUGAGAUUUGGGGGUCUUUAAGGUUGUGAGUGUUAGGCACCAGAUUGUGUGACUAUGUACGAGUACGUAAUCUGAAAAUCAGAUUGUGUCAGUAACUGGUUCAGUGUGUUUUCAUGCUCUUGGGUAAUCAGAUAAUGGGGAAACUUGAGGUCUACAAGAGUCAGACAGCAAUCAGAUUUCUGCUUUACAGUCAGCUAAUAAACUCACAGAACAGAAACCUUUAGUAAUUUAUGCAUUAAAAACACAGUAAUGUUCACCCACUAUCAAAACCAGUAGAACUUAUAUUAAGUGUAUGUGAGUGUGGUCUCCAGCUCUGGUCCUGAAGAUCUGCCUUAAUGCAGAGUCUAGUUCCAACCACAAUCUGCUACACCUGCUCCAGCUAAUCAACCUCUUCCCAAGUCCCUGAUUGGCUGGAUCAGCUGUAUUAGAGCAGUGGCUUUCAUCCUCUAGUGGUGUAGAGGGAGCUGAGCUAUAAGGCUAGGCUCCCUGUUUACCGGUCGGUGUACAUCACCAGCCUCACCUGUGGUCAUGAGUUUGGGUAAUGACUGAAAGAAUGAGAACGAAGAUAAAUGAGAUAUAGAUUAUGCCCUUGUGUGUUCACGUUAAUGUGUGUGGAUCUUACAGUCGUGGAGAACGGAGUGAAAUAAUUCGCUCUUGAUCAGUUUAUUUUACUGGGUUAUUUCAGUCAUGGAGGGUUCAGAUCAAUAGAAAUUGCCGUAAAGUACUGCGGUCGCUUCCAAAGCUUUUAAAGACAAGCAGAAAAAACAGCAGUAGAUUGUAUAAACAAGAACGGAAAAGUUUCUAAACACCUUUUUAAAUCACAUAAGAUGACUUUAGAAGAGUCAGUAAAAUUGGAGAAUCAUAUAAAGUAUAAACAAUAAACUGACAUGCCUUCCUGGCGGUGGUAAAGACGGUCUUCACAACAAAUUAAAACCAAAUAUUACCCUAGCUAAGUACUUAAGUAAAUGUUUUUAGCUAAAGAUGAUACUCUGACUGGUUCGGCUCUGGAAAGAACCUACAUUCCUUACAGCUGACAAAACAGAAUGAAAAGACAGCAACUCGUCCAGAAUCAUUGGUCCUCUUUCUCCAGUAUCUUCCUAAGUUUGUUUUUAAGUGUGUUCUUGAGAAAGGUCCUAAGAAGAAGUCUGUCGUGUUCUUAAAGCGCAGAACCGUUCCCACCUUUGUGCUCUUGAGUGUGUGUAGAUUCAGUUCUUACCUAAGAACAAACCCCAAAUAGGAGAACAUUGGUGAGUCAGAGUCUUCGUAAAAACUAAGUGGGUUUUAAGAUGAAAUUUCUUCUUAAGAACGGUUGAUGGAUGAGGUCCAUUGUGCUUAAUCCACAAAACAUACAAUCACAGCCUGCCUCUGAUUCUGGAACCUCCACCUUUGGGGUCACCAGGGUGAUAUCAGAAUUCAGGUAUCAGAAUCAAUCCAGGCCCAGUUUCCCAAAACCAUCUUACUGUUAAGAUCAUCAAAGCUGGUAGAGAGAGUGUUUAGUGUGAUGCUCGCUCUACCAUUUCAGAAUCAUCUUUGGGCUAAGAUGCCUUUGGAGAACCCAACACUGAAUUAGAACAUUUGACACCUUUCAGUACCUUCUGCAGUUCUGUAUUAACCUAGAAUACCUGGGAGUGGACAUAAAGAGCUUGGCAUUCAGUACAAAUGACGAUAUUGUCAGGUUAGGAUGUGUUUACUUUCUGAAGUAUAAACUGGAGGA
Molecule: messenger RNA, 4064 nt
Organism: Colossoma macropomum (tambaqui)
Lineage: Eukaryota; Metazoa; Chordata; Actinopteri; Characiformes; Serrasalmidae
Product: gastrula zinc finger protein XlCGF26.1-like
Exons: 6
Coding region: 302-2272 (656 amino acids)
Biological process (GO): regulation of transcription by RNA polymerase II
Cellular component (GO): nucleus
Molecular function (GO): RNA polymerase II cis-regulatory region sequence-specific DNA binding; DNA-binding transcription activator activity, RNA polymerase II-specific
Source: RefSeq, a predicted model, not a curated record